GUAUUGCCGGAUGCUGUGCCAAAACAACAGUUGCUCCUUUGGAUCGAGUAAAAGUUUUAUUACAAGCUCAUAAUCAUCAUUACAAGCAUUUAGGAGUAUUUUCUGCAUUGCGUGCUGUUCCCCAAAAGGAAGGAUUCCUGGGUUUAUACAAAGGAAAUGGUGCAAUGAUGAUUCGAAUCUUUCAAAAAAUCCAGUUUAUGGCCUUUGAGCAUUAUAAAACGUUCGUUACUACAAAGCUGGGAGUUUCUGGUCAUGUGCAUAGGUUAAUGGCUGGUUCCAUGGCAGGUAUGACAGCAGUUAUCUGUACAUACCCUCUUGACAUGGUUCGAGUACGCCUUGCAUUCCAGGUGAAAGGGGAGCACACCUAUACAGGAAUUAUUCAUGCAUUCAAAACAAUUUAUGCAAAGGAAGGUGGUUUCCUUGGAUUUUACAGAGGCCUGAUGCCAACAAUAUUAGGAAUGGCUCCGUAUGCAGGUGUUUCAUUUUUUACUUUUGGUACCUUAAAGAGUGUUGGGCUUUCUCAUGCUCCUACCCUUCUUGGCAGACCUUCAUCAGACAAUCCUAAUGUCUUAGUUUUGAAAACUCACAUAAACUUACUUUGUGGUGGUGUUGCUGGAGCAAUAGCACAGACAAUAUCUUACCCAUUUGAUGUAACUCGUCGGCGAAUGCAAUUAGGAACUGUUCUACCAGAAUUUGAAAAGUGCCUUACCAUGUGGGAGACUAUGAAGUAUGUCUAUGGACACCAUGGAAUUCGAAAAGGAUUAUAUCGUGGUUUAUCUCUCAAUUACAUUCGCUGCAUUCCUUCACAAGCAGUGGCUUUUACAACAUAUGAACUUAUGAAGCAGGUUUUUCACCUCAACUAAAAAACAAUCAUGGUUUCUUUUCUUUAAUGAACUC
Molecule: messenger RNA, 897 nt
Organism: Tupaia belangeri chinensis (Chinese tree shrew)
Lineage: Eukaryota; Metazoa; Chordata; Mammalia; Scandentia; Tupaiidae
Gene: SLC25A16
Product: solute carrier family 25 member 16
Biological process (GO): transmembrane transport
Cellular component (GO): mitochondrial inner membrane
Source: RefSeq, a predicted model, not a curated record